Molecule: messenger RNA, 1896 nt
Organism: Branchiostoma belcheri (Belcher's lancelet)
Lineage: Eukaryota; Metazoa; Chordata; Leptocardii; Amphioxiformes; Branchiostomatidae
Product: alpha-N-acetylneuraminide alpha-2,8-sialyltransferase-like
Exons: 9
Coding region: 465-1745 (426 amino acids)
Biological process (GO): oligosaccharide metabolic process; N-glycan processing
Molecular function (GO): alpha-N-acetylneuraminate alpha-2,8-sialyltransferase activity
Source: RefSeq, a predicted model, not a curated record
GUUUCAAUGACACCUACACUUAAAAUACGGUGAUAAAUUGAAAAACUGUAACAAUUAGGAAAAAUACAAUAAUAGAAAGGCAUAAAAAAUGUUACAAAGCAGGCCUGAAACACUAAGCCCGACCCUUAACAUCUGCUUAAAGUUGAUCUUGUCCAACAACAUUUGAUGUGGGCACUGGUAACUAUGGGAACUGGCAAUGCCCUGAGGAUAAGUACAAUGUAACUAUCUUACCAGCAACAAAGGCUGAGUUUCUACAGUUUGCCUGGAACUCAAUAGUAAGCAUGAUGUUUGGACGUCCGUUUCAAGGUUGUGAACAGCGUCUAGUAGUCGACCACACGGUGUACUGUUCAUACUGUCAUAGCUGAGCAGUUUACAACAGUACAUGUACAUGGGAAGAUCAACUCGUCUGUACAAGCCAGACAACAGGAGACUAUACGUACUCCCUUCACUGGUGACGAAACAACAUGACCAGACGACGUCGAGAUUGCGCCCUGCUGUUAUUCUCACUAGCAGGUCUUUUCCUGCUGUAUUACACAUCGGAACAUGUGAUUCCUGGCUACAAAACACUGGAAAACCGAGUUUAUCUGAGUACACCGAGAUCUGAAGCAUUGACAGCCUCAUCAGUGGAAGAACCGAUAACUGAGGAUCGGGAAACAAGCUCUCCUAUCGAGCUUGAUGAAGCAGAGCAUGCAUAUGACCACAAUGAAGGGCUCGGCAGCGUUAUUGGUCCUUCGGGAGGACUGACAAAUUCACCAGGAAAGGCGAAAGCUACAGAAACAAGUCGAUUCCAGAAGUUCAUGGCUCAGUACAUACCGGAGGAAUCAGUUGCUAAGGAGAAGUUCCUUGCCGACCAGGCAGCUGUGCAGUCUGUACCGACGGAAGCACCUGGAUGGGUCUAUAACAAAACAGCUGCGGACAUGUUUCGAAAAAGAGUGGUAGGGGACAGUCGCUUUGCGAACGGGGAUUUUCUCGUCACACAAGAGAUGGUUGAGAAGUACGGCUUAACGACGGAUGGUGCAAAACCAGUGAAAAUCGACGUGCCAACCGAAGUCUUGAAGGGAUUUCCUACAGAAAGCCCGUUUAAGAACAAACACUUCAGUACGUGCAGUGUGGUGGGAAACGGUGGAAUACUGAAGGGAAGCGGCUGUGGAAAAAAGAUAGACGCCUCUGAGUUUGUGUUCAGGUUCAACAUGGCUCCAAUGGGCGAUACAUAUAUGGAAGACAUUGGAAACAAAACCAAUCUGAUCACCAUGAACCCCUCCAUGAUCAAAUACAGAUACGAGACAGACACAAGAAGAGAAAUAGACGUUAAAGCCUUACUGCAUGACCUAUCAGCGUACGGAGACAGCUAUCUGUGGAUCUGGGCCUUUCUCUCCCAACGUCACGCCAGAAGCGCCGUCAACGUACAGCGAGCUCUGCUCGGAACCGGCGUCCCUAACCAGGUUAUCUUCCCAUAUCCACUCGUGACAGGGUCCAUUACAACAUUCUGGACAAAGAAUGGCGUAGAGGCUCGGAGGUCGUCCACAGGACUGCUGCUUGUGAGUUUGGCCACACAGAUGUGUGAGGAGGUGCGCUUGUACGGCUUCUGGCCCUUCCACGCGGACAGAAACAACAGACGCCUGACUGAGCACUACUAUGACAAUGCCCUCCCUAAAGAAGCUCACAGCAUACCGGAUGAGUUCAGACAACUACAGUUACUACACAACACUGGAGUUGUCCGUCUGACAACCCACCCAUGUCAAUAAGUGGACAUUGUCAAUGAUUUAAUACAUACUAGUACUAGCAGUAGACAGUUGAACUUUGUUCUAAAUUAUCUAUGGCAUUUUGGCCAUCUAGUCUCUAAUGUUAUCUAAACGUUGCCUAUCUGCUGAUUUAUCUACGUUUUAAAACUUAUCU